Pundamilia nyererei is the source of this 1233-nucleotide messenger RNA. Its product is annotated as protein NLRC3-like. The annotation marks the transcript as partial. The transcript is spliced from 6 exons. Lineage: Eukaryota; Metazoa; Chordata; Actinopteri; Cichliformes; Cichlidae. The record is from RefSeq and is a predicted model, not a curated record.
UACUGCAGUAACUGCGCACAUAAGAAGGAUCAUCGCAGCAGCAGAUUUCACAGUUUACAGCGACUCAGCGUAAACGAAUUCAAACUGAUUCUUUUUAUAAUUUACUAUUUAGGAGCGACCAUAUGUCCACGUUUAACCCUGUAAACACUCCAGUAACGUUAUAAAACCGAGUCAAAUUCGCAUUCUGCAGAAAUGUCUGAGACAAGAAAGAGAAACCAAGCUGACUCCGCCCCUUCACUGUCCAAACAGCCAAUCAGCUCCCGCAGUGGGCUGCUAGUCAGUACACAGAAGAAUAGAGAUGACUCUCCCGGUCCCAGCUCUGUGUCUGUGAAGAGUGAUGGAUCCAUGUACCAGCCAGCUAAUUUUGGAAAGACACAAAGCUGUCCAGUGUGCAAGGAGGUUUUAAAGGAUCCAGUCCAGUUCAUGUGUGGACAUGAGUCCUGCAAACAGUGUGUAACUUCAGAUCAGUCUGAUUCACCAGCAGAGGACUCCUGUCCACAGUGUGGAAAGAAAUCCAGAAUAACAUUGAAAAACCUGAAAGACAUUGAAGAUAACAAUGAUGACAUCAAACUGUUUGAGGCAAAGAAGACAUGGAAAGAAGCGAUGCAAAAAAAAUUUUUUUUGGUGUCUGAAGGUAACAGUGACAAGCCGAGUCCUUUGAACAACAUCUAUACAGAGCUCUACAUCACCACUGGGCAGAGUGAAGGGCCUCGCACAGAGCAUGAGUUCAGAUAUGGCACAAGUAAACUGGAAACGUGUUCAUCAGUCAGUCUGAGUGACAUCUUCAGACCGUUGCCUGAUCAAGACAAACCUCACAGAACAGUUGUGACGAAGGGCGUCGCAGGAAUUGGAAAAUCAUUUUCUGUGCAGAAGUUGAUUCUUGACUGGGCCGAAGAGAAGGCAAACCAGGAUGUAGACUUUGUUUUCAGUCUUGCUUUCAGAGAGCUGAAUUUGAUUACAGGUGAAAAAAGCCUACAUGAGCUCCUGACUUUAUUUCACCCCACACUGUCUGAACUCAAAGAUUCAGUGGAUUAUACCAAAACCAAGAUUGUCCUGAUCCUGGACGGUCUGGAUGAAAACAGGUUUCAUCUGGACUUUGAAGGCUUUAAGACUAUAACAUCUGUCAAGGAAGCAGCACCUGUGAGGGAUCUCCUAGCAAACAUCAUCCAGGGUAACCUUCUUCCUGAUGCAAACCUCUGGAUUACUUCCCGUCCAGCAGCAGCCAAUCAGAUC